This is a messenger RNA of Penicillium canariense, 1404 nucleotides long. Its product is annotated as Methionine aminopeptidase. Gene Ontology annotation, biological process: proteolysis. The transcript has 6 exons. Gene Ontology annotation, molecular function: metalloaminopeptidase activity. Bases 1 to 1404 code for a protein of 467 amino acids. Lineage: Eukaryota; Fungi; Ascomycota; Eurotiomycetes; Eurotiales; Aspergillaceae. The record is from RefSeq and is a predicted model, not a curated record.
AUGGGCUCCAAAACACCCGAGAACGAAGGCCGAAAUGGCGGUACAGAUGAGCCCCCGAGCUCGCCAGCAAAUGCCACCGGCGGAGAGCCACGCGGAGCCCAUCUGUCCCGCGAUGGUGACGGCAGCCUUGGAGAUGACGGCGGAGAUGACGACGGCGAUGCUGACAACGGGGCCUGCGCUGCUCCCUUGUCGCUAACCGGCCAACCAGGAUCGGAAACUACUUCCAAGAAAAAGAACAAAAAGCGAAAGAAGUCAAAGAAGAAGGCUUCGUCAUUGACCCAGUCAUCUCCCCCGCGGAUUCCGUUGAGUGAAUUGUUCCCUCCUGGCCAGUACCCAGUUGGAGAAAUACAGAGUUAUGCACCAGUGGAGAACACCGCUCGCACCACUGCCGAGGAAAUUCGAUACCAAGGGCGCACGCAUCUUGAAGAUGACAGCCUCUUAAAUGACUAUCGAAAGGCGGCUGAAGUGCACCGUCAGGUCCGGCGAUGGACCCAGGAAUUUGCUCGCCCGGGCAAGACCCUCACAGAGAUCGCCGAGGGGAUUGAUGAUGGCGUGAGAGCCUUGCUAGGCAAUGAUGGUCUCGAGCCUGGAGCUGGCCUGGUUUCGGGCCUGGGAUUCCCAACGGGACUAGCGCUGAACCAUUGCGUUGCGCACUACACACCCAAUCCUGGACAGAAGGAGAUCAUUUUGCAAUCCAGCGACGUCAUGAAGGUCGACUUUGGUGUUCAUAUCAAUGGCUGGAUUGUUGACAGUGCGUUUACUAUGUCGUUUGAUCCAUGCCAUGACAAUCUGCUUGCGGCCGUCAAGGAUGCAACAAAUACUGGCAUCAAGAACUCUGGAAUUGACGUCCGCAUCAGCGAUGUUAGCGCCGCUAUCCAGGAGACCAUGGAAAGCUACGAGGUUGAGAUCAAUGGAAAGACCUUCCCGGUGAAGCCCGUUCGAAAUCUCAGUGGCCACAAUAUCAAGCAAUAUCAGAUCCACGGCGGCAAAUCAAUUCCAUUCGUCAAGACCAAGGAUCAGACUAAGAUGGAAGAAGGGGAGAUCUUCGCCUGUGAGACAUUUGGGUCAACGGGGAGAGGAAUGACAAUCGAUGGUCCUGGCGUGUACGGUUAUGGAAAAGACCUGGAUGCGCCGAAAAGGAUUACGUCGCACCUGGCUUCUGCCCGGUCUCUCUAUCAGAAGAUCAAUGAGAACUUCGGCACUCUCGUCUUCUGCCGCCGAUAUCUCGAGAGGCUCGGCGUUGAGCGAUACCUGGCGGGUAUGAACAACCUGGUUUCACAAGGUGUGGUCGAAAUGUACCAGCCUUUGAUGGACAUUGAAGGCUCUUACUCGGCGCAAUUCGAACAUACUUUUCUGCUCCGUGAAUCGGGCAAAGAGGUUAUCAGUCGCGGAGCCGACUACUGA